This is a messenger RNA of Nicotiana tabacum (common tobacco), 744 nucleotides long. Lineage: Eukaryota; Viridiplantae; Streptophyta; Magnoliopsida; Solanales; Solanaceae. The record is from RefSeq and is a predicted model, not a curated record.
AUGUUUCUUAAACUGGGAAGUGUGAAUACUCUUGUUGUUUCCUCAGCUGAGGCAGCUUCCGAAAUAAUGAAAACUCAUGACCUUAUUUUCUGUGACAGGCCUAAAUCCAACAUCAACAAGAAACUUCUUUACGACUUUAAGGAUGUUUCUGUCGCGCCUUAUGGCGAGUACUGGAGACAAAUGAGAAGCAUAUGUGUCCUUCAGUUGCUUAGCAACAAAAGAGUUCAAUCUUUUCGCGUUGUAAGGGAAGAAGAGGCUGCCCUGUUACUCAAGAAAAUCAGGGAGUACUGUUCUCCAGAGGCAGUGAAUUUGAGUGAAUUGUUUAUGACACUUACAAAUGAUAUAGUGAGUAGAGCAGCUUUUGGGAGGAAAUAUAGUGGAGGGGAGAGUGGAGAGAAGUUUAGGAAGCUAAUGAAGACAUUUGUGGGAAUAUUAGGUGGAUUUGAUUUUGGGACAUUUCUGCCUUCACUUGCAUGGGUUGAUAGAGUAAGUGGUUUAGAAGCAAAAGUGGAGAGAGUUGCAAAGGAGAUGGAUGAGUUUCUUGAGGGAGUAGUGGAAGAACAUUUAGAUAAUCAUAAAAGGGUGACUAACUUAUUGGGUAGAAGAGUGGAGAAUGAAGGCAGAGAGGAUUUUGUUGAUGUUUUGCUUGGGAUUUACAAGCAAAACAUGGCUGACUUUUCAAUUGACAGAGAUAGUAUCAAAGCUCUCAUUGUGGCAGCAACUUUACUGUUGUUGGGAGGUUGA